UUAAGAAGGAUGAGAAAUGAUAUAACCAUGAGGGUAUUUCUUUAAAAUGAUUCAAACAGCAACACAUUGAACAGAAAUACAAUUAGCCAGUUACAUUAGCACAUCAACAAAAUGAGUUAUGAUUGUAUACGAGUCAAAAUCGGUCUUGUAGGCAACAGCCAUGGGAGGUUUUCUCGUGAUAGUCGGACAUUCUGUUACAUGACUCCUAAUACCUGCUGGCCUUUAGCCACAGAGCUACUUGCUGAAUGGAGCCACUGGACUGUUGAUUAUUAACAUGUAAUUGGCCACCAGCCGCACUGUGCUCAAUGGGGCGAAUCCAGCCACUUAACUCCCAGGUCUGCUUAACUGCAGCUGUGACCUUCAACUCGCGCCUGAGCUGUGGAGUCUGUCAUUUUUUUGCGUCAAAACUACGACCGAACACAGAUUUAUGGAUUCUUGCAGCAUGAUGGUUGUAAUGCGAGUAGAAAAAGCUUUUAGUGUUGUGAUUUCACCCUUUGCUAUAAUUCUUACUAGAGCAUGGCCAGUAUGGAUUUUGGGGCGGAUACAGAUAUUGGGAAAUUAAGCUAUCAAUUGAUUGACAGAUAUUUGAUAGACAAUUUGGCAAUGAUCCCUGAGCUGUUGGUAUCAAACCAUUACAAUAAAGAAAUGUAAUCUUUUUUGAAACUCACAUUCUUGCCGUUUCCCACAUUUGUAAAUGUUGUGUAGUCACAACUCUGCAACCAGUAUUUACCAAUAAACUUAACGACCCCAAAUAAAACAACAUCCAAUCUGCCUGGGUGCCAUUGAGCAAGGCAAUCAAUGUAGUAGCUAUAAUGAGGUUAAAUGGGACUUUAGUAUAAGGUGGUGUAUAAUGUUUAAGUCUAAAAGUUAAAUUAUAUUUUCAGUUCAUUGGGCCCCAUCAUGUUGCCCGUGCGUCCUGACGCCCACUCCACGCUGCCUGACUGAGCGUGCACAGUGACCAGUGUCCGGCAGCGCUCUCUCGGGACCCCUCCUGGAGGAGCAGGCAUAUAAAACGAGCGUCUCUCCCAUCGCUGGGACACAGAGUCAUCCAGCCCGGCCCGACGCGCUUCAGCCGCGCUUCAUGGAUGCUUCAGCAGCGGAGCAGCAUCCUCAGCCUCUUCCCAGCCCAGCGGGACUAACUCUGUGUUAACCGGACCUCAUCCCAGCGCUCUCUCCUCUCCUCUCCUAGAUACUGCAAGUGUUGCAAGAGCUGCCAUGGCGAACAGAGGGCCCACCUACGGCCUGAGCCGAGAGGUGCAGGAGAAGAUCGACCUGAAGUACGACUCCGACCUGGAGCAGAAGCUGGUGGACUGGAUCGUGGCUCAGUGUGGGGGAAACAUGGAGAAGCCACAGACGGGCAAAGAGAACUUCCAGAAAUGGCUGCUGGACGGCACAAUCCUGUGUAGACUCAUCAACAGCCUGUAUCCGAGGGGCAAGGAACCCAUCAAGAAGAUUGCGGAGACUCAGAUGGCCUUCAAGCAGAUGGAGAAGAUCUCUCAGUUCCUGCAAGCAGCGGAAGCUUACGGGGUGACGACCACCGACAUCUUUCAAACUGUGGACCUCUGGGAAGCAAAGGACAUGGCAGCAGUGCAGAGGACCCUGAUGGCUCUGGGGAGCGUGGCUGUCACCAAGGACGAUGGUCACUACAGAGGUGACCGAGAAUGGUUCCGCAGGAAAGCGCAGGCGUAUCGACGAGAGUUCUCCGAGGAGCAGCUGCGCCAGGGACAGAGUCUGAUUGGCCUGCAGAUGGGCAGCAACCGCGGAGCUUCCCAAGCUGGUAUGACGGGCUACGGUAUGCACCGUCAGAUCAUGUAGGACGUUUCCUACCUAACCUGCUCCUCUGCUUCUGAGACCUUAUUUUCUACUAAUACCACAAGUGUUGUAGCCCCCCCCCCC
This is a messenger RNA of Platichthys flesus (European flounder), 1896 nucleotides long. RefSeq names its product transgelin 3b (gene tagln3b). The transcript is spliced from 5 exons. The coding region runs from base 1216 to 1815 and encodes 199 amino acids. The record is from RefSeq and is a predicted model, not a curated record. Lineage: Eukaryota; Metazoa; Chordata; Actinopteri; Pleuronectiformes; Pleuronectidae. Gene Ontology annotation, molecular function: protein binding.